AACCCAGGUUCUCUGCAAGAGCAGCAGGUACUCUUAACCACUGAGAUAUCUCUCUAGCCCCUGAUCUGACUUCCUUUGCUACUUAAGUUCACAUUCUCAGCUGUCUGGCUGGGAGAGCCUCCUGUCACUGAUAAAGCUCCUAUGAAGUCACAUUUAGUAAAAUAACUGGGCAUCAGUGUGGUAUCCAGCUGAACUGGAAAGGAAGUGGUGGAUAUAUUUGUUUAAUGCAUACUUGGGCAGAAAAGCAGCAGUGACUAAAAAAUCCUUGGCCUCAUAGAGUUUGAAUUCUGUUCAGGAAAGUAGACAUGAUGGAGCUGGAAUCUACAAAGCCAACCAACUCACUGUAGAUAAUGAACAAAUACUUCCCGAGCACUGUGUGUGAGGCACUGAGGAGACUGCAUUGAAUGAAACAGACUCAAUUAGCGUUCAGCAUGACAGAAAAAUCAAACAUUUUGGCAAGUGGGAGAUGGCUCAGCCAGUAAAGGUGCUUACUGCACAAGCCUGGUGACCUGAGUGAGUUCUAUCCAUCAUAAAGAUGGAAGGAGAGAACAGAUUCCAUAAAGUUGUCCUCUGACUUUUACAUACUGUGUCAUGGCCCGUGCCCUCCACAGUAAUAAUACAAAUUUUUAAAAAGAAAUCAGACAUCUCAUGGGUAGUCGCUUAAGCACUUAAUUACAAUUGUAGUAAGCAUCUCAAAGGAGAAAAGGCUAUCUGAAAGGCAUCUCUGAACAAGUGACACACUGACUUCCGAAAAGUGGAGUGGGUAAAGGGACCGUGGCAAGUUGAAGGGACAGAAGGAUUCUGUGUCGAGUGAAGGACAAGUAGGGUAGGCAAAGGCUGGAUCUUGGAGCUGUUUAGAAUUUGGGUUUAUUUUAAUACCUAGUAAGAUCAGUAGAGCUUUGAGGAGCUGUGGAAGCGAUCAACAGUAGCAGCACUGACAGCUCAGCUUUGUGGGGAAGUAGGAGUUGGAUUUUGAAGAGGUGGAGUGUCUGAGGGGAGGGAGUGAAGUAAACCAUCCCCUGGAGGAUCUGCAGUGGGUGGGGAGAAGGGAGAACUGUGGAGAGAAGGGGAGACAUAGGCAGUCACUGCUCCUGCAGCCUCCUGAAUUGGACCACAGCUAAGAGGGCUGAGGAGUCAGACCAAACUGGCCUUGGAUUUGGGCCAGCUAUAUGACCUUGAGCAAUCUAAUCUGCAAAAGUCCACUUCCUUGUGUGUAAACUGAUCAUGACGCUGCUGCACAUCGUCAUCGUGCCAGUUUAGAUGGACUGAGAUACACAAAGUGGUUAGCACAGUGAUGGGUACCUAGUGCGGUGCAUAGUCAAUGCUAAAUCCGUCUACUGCUGUGAUCACUGUUACUUCUAAACAGGGCAGCGGUGCUCACCAUCCCACAAACAUUCAUGGGAUGGUUCCAUGGUGCAGACAUCAGACAUCAGGCUACACAUAGCUGUGCGGGGUAGGCAACCCAGGCAGGCCUGCUCUUGGAACACUUUUGGUCUAUUGCAAAGCACAUAUUGUGGGCAAAUGCUUAAGUAACUUAAGAAUUUCGGGCUGGAAGUAGAUGCCAGGGGUCCACAGGGCCACAUAGAAAAGAAUGACCAGGUUACUUUAAAAUCAAGCAGUUGGGAAUGGUUCCCUGGGGAGGCAGGGAUGGAGCUCAGCUCUGAAAAGAGAAGCAGCAGAACUGGGAGGGAGGGAACAGAGACCAUUCCAGGUUACUUAGCCUUACUGAUCCUCAGUUUCUACACCUAUGAAUGGAGGCCAUUGUGUGAGAACACAGGAACUCAACAGAUGUUUUCACAGUAGGGGCUCACAUAGGGGUUAGUGAGUGCAUGAGGGAGGGACAGCCCAUGAGGCCAGUGAAGAAGGCUGAGGCAGGAGUACACAGACCAUGGAAAGUUGUUGACUUUGACGCAGAGUGUCAUGGGAAAGCUUGGGAGGAUUUCAAGCAAGGAGUAGCAUGGUCUGAGUUAAGAUUUUAGAAGAUUGCUCUGGCUGUUCCGCCCUGCUCUGAGGUAAGCUCUGGGGAUGAUGUCCCAUCAGAAGCACCUGGGAGAGGCUUCUCACUCAGCAGCUCCCAUUCAUGUCUUCAUUUCCUGGUACUUCUUGUGAGUACCCCUCAAGGCACAUAGUAAUGGAUGAACUCGAUAGUUACACAGUGUGAGAGAGGCUUUGAAGGGUGACUUGAAUCAGGAUUAACUUGCCCCAGCGGUGAUAUGAAAGCAGAAGUCUCAUAGGUGGACAUAGAAGGACAUUCUGGAAGACCUGGAGCCCAAAGUGGAAGGAGGUUGGGAAUGAAGGCCUAAGCCAGAAAACAAGAGGAGUGACUGAAGAGCAGUGGGGGCCCAUCACUCAGGACACUGAGCUUCAUUCUUUCUCUGUGAAAUGGUCCCCUGAUCUCCCCAGAACACAGAAGACAACCAGUGGAGUGAAAGUGAACCUGGAUAAGAAACGAUGGUUGAUACCGGCUGCUUAUCUUUACACUCUUCAGAACUUUGCAGAUCCUGCCCCAGCUUCGGGCUUCAGAACGCCACUACCGAGCAAUGGACCUCUCAGGUUUGCCUCUCGCACUCAACCUAGGCAGGUCCAGUCAAAGAGCAUCUUUUUUUCCUGGAUCCAGCGCUUCCGGCUCCGGGGCGGAGACUCCUCCCCUCGCCGUCCCAAUUGUGUUCCCUGGAAGAGCAGCCGGGAUAGGCGAGAAGCCGAACCCUCCUCGCGGCCCCAGGAUCUGCAGUAGGGUGGGACGUCCCUGAAGCUGGAAAGGCCACGAGCCCCACCCUGGCCCCAGCGGAGUUAGUUGUAGCGGCUUCAGCACCAGGGACAGCGCCCCGCCUGCAGCCCUGGUGCUAUGCCAGCGGCAUGGCUGGACGCUCCAGUUCCAUGGCGCUUCUAUUCACUUUUGGCCUCCUCUGGCUGUGCCCAGAGGUGUGGGGUACAGACACAGAGGAGCGGCUGGUGGAGCAUCUCCUGGAUCCUUCCCGCUACAACAAGCUUAUCCGCCCUGCCACCAAUGGCUCUGAGCUGGUGACUGUACAGCUCAUGGUAUCACUGGCCCAGCUCAUCAGUGUGCAUGAGCGGGAGCAGAUCAUGACCACCAAUGUCUGGCUAACGCAGGAGUGGGAGGAUUAUCGCCUUACCUGGAAGCCUGAGGACUUUGACAAUAUGAAGAAAGUUCGGCUCCCUUCCAAACACAUCUGGCUCCCAGAUGUGGUCCUGUACAACAAUGCUGACGGCAUGUAUGAGGUAUCCUUCUAUUCCAAUGCGGUGGUCUCCUACGACGGCAGCAUCUUUUGGCUACCACCUGCUAUUUACAAGAGUGCCUGCAAGAUUGAGGUGAAGCACUUCCCAUUUGACCAGCAGAACUGCACCAUGAAGUUCCGCUCAUGGACCUACGACCGCACCGAGAUUGACCUGGUGCUCAAGAGUGACGUGGCCAGCCUGGAUGACUUCACACCCAGUGGUGAGUGGGACAUCGUGGCGCUGCCAGGCCGGCGCAAUGAGAACCCCGAGGAUUCCACCUAUGUUGACAUCACCUAUGACUUCAUCAUUCGUCGCAAGCCACUCUUCUAUACCAUCAACCUCAUCAUCCCCUGUGUGCUCAUCACCUCGCUGGCCAUCCUCGUCUUCUACCUGCCCUCGGACUGUGGUGAGAAGAUGACGCUGUGCAUCUCCGUGCUGCUGGCGCUCACAGUCUUCCUGCUUCUAAUCUCCAAGAUCGUGCCCCCCACCUCUCUUGAUGUGCCGCUUGUUGGAAAGUACCUCAUGUUCACCAUGGUGCUGGUCACCUUCUCCAUCGUCACCAGUGUGUGUGUGCUCAACGUGCACCACCGCUCACCCACCACACACACCAUGGCACCCUGGGUCAAGGUGGUCUUUCUGGAGAAACUGCCCACUUUGCUCUUCCUGCAGCAGCCACGCCAUCGCUGUGCACGUCAACGCCUGCGCCUGCGGAGGCACCAGGGAGAACGCGAGGGUGCAGGUGCCCUCUUCUUCCGUGAGGGUCCAUCGGCCGACCGGUGCACCUGCUUUGUCAACCCUGGCUUGGCUGGGGCCUUCAGGGCAGAGCCCGCAGCCACCCCGGGCUCAGCACGCUCAGCGCGCUCAUUGGGGCAGUGCAACUGUGGCCUCCAGGAGGCCGUGGAUGGCGUGCGUUUCAUUGCGAACCACAUGCGAAGUGAGGAUGACGACCAGAGCGUGAGGGAAGACUGGAAAUACGUUGCCAUGGUGAUCGACCGCCUGUUCCUGUGGAUUUUUGUUUUCGUCUGUGUCUUUGGCACCAUCGGCAUGUUCCUGCAGCCUCUCUUCCAGAACUAUGCUGCCACUACCUUCCUCCACCCUGACCACUCGGCUCCCAGCUCCAAGUGAGGCCUCACUCAUCUCCAGCUCCUCACCCCUUGAUCCCUGGGGUUCAGUAAUACUGGGUGGAAGAUGGGUCUAUUCCCUGAAUCCACUGGAGCCCUGCUUCACAACCUCCAUCCACAUAUAGCCCAGCAGCCUGGAGGCUGGACCAGCUGCCUCAUGUUCAAGCUGUUCUUCCUCUCCUGAGCUAACUCAGGGAGUAGUGUUGAUGGACAGUACAGGUGAGGGCUGGUAGGUAGAAGCCAGAGAUAUUAGAGCCAUCCAUCUUGAGGAGGGGGCUGGAGAAGGGGCUGAGAAGGAGACAGGAUCAUCUAUGGCCUCCAAGUCAUGGGAGAAGAGGAGGUGGGAGAGAGGCUGACUCUUCAGCCAGGUUGUCUCUUCAGAUGGAACUUGACUGAUACCUGCCCACUUAAGUGAACAGCAACUGGCCUAGGAGUGCCUGCAGUGUCAGGGUAUUCUGCUGAAGGUUUAGCCUGGCCCCACUGUAAGUCUCUGAGGAGCUUCAGCUCAUCCCACAGCCUGUGCCUCAGAGGACUCCAGAGCCCAGACCCAGGCUCCCUUCUGCCAAUGCAGAAUUCUCUGCACCCCUAGCCUUCCCUGACCUUCCUUUCUCCCAUAGGAAAGACUAGGUGUUAAAAGAGCCUCUGUGUUCUGAGCCUUUGGAAGGCUUUGACUAUGUGAGAUGUACAAGCUCAUAGUCCUUUGGAGCUGGAAGAACUUUUACAGUGCUGGGCUCCAAUGAGAGCCAGGUUACACAUGCAGAAACAGACCCACCCAGAAGCUUAGCCCUUUCCUCCCUUCCCUGAAACCCACAGGCCAUUUGAAAGACAUGAGAGAUCUGAGCUGUGCUUCAGUGUCCCUCACUUGUCCAGUAGGUUCAUGGGCAUCUCUGCCAGGUAGCAGGGGAGACUUUGUUUUAGAACAGGAAAUUGAAGGUCGUCUGUAUUAGUCUAGAACCCCCUCAGACCUAGAGCCCUGGGGAAAGCAUUGUGGAGCUCUAAGCAGCACUGGGAAAGGCCUUCUUCCUCUGAAGGGUGGCUCUAGUGCAGGCCUUCCAGCCUCCAGAGCCCUGACAACUGCUGCUGGGGCUGCCCUUGAUUUACUACUUCCCACAAAUGGUUGUCCUCCAAGUUAAUCACAGGGCUAGGAAGGUCAGUGAGCAGCUCUUCCAGCCAUUCUGUGUCCUGUUGAACAUGUCGGAGCAUGGGGGCCCAGAGGUGGACUGCUCACUGAUCUGGAAUAUGGCGCCCUUCUUAGAACCUUUCAGCCUUUGUUCAGUGGGAACAGCAGUGGGCAGUGCUGUGGCUAGGCAGAAAGGACCUGUGUGGGGGGAUGAUCAUUGGGCAGUGCUGUUCUUCCCACUUUGGGUGCAGUCUUUGGGGGCUGAUUACAAUGAGGGGAGGGGUGGUAGCAGGAGGCUACCAUGUGUCAGGACAGGGUGAACCCUGAAGGACCUUAGGAAGCUGUAGAGACUCAGUCCCUGCCACUUUGGGUCCUCUGCCCCUGCCCUUGGUGCUGUCACAUGCCUCCUUCCACAUUGGGCUGUUUCUGGAGAGGUUCAGAGACCUGGUUGGGUGAUGGGCAGCCCUGGGGUAGGAUACAGAUCUGAGGAGGGAGGUGGUGAGCCUGGAUGGGAACCUGAGACAAUGUAGUAUGGCAGUGGCAAUGAAGGAACUGGGAAUUCUCAUCAGUGACCAAGGCCCCAGUGGCCUGGCAACCACCUUUUCCUGAAAAGAUGGCCUGCAGGCUCCCUGCCUGUGUGGAGUCCUGCAAGCCUGGAGCGGCUGGUGCCAGGGCUGUGGAAAGCUGAAAGCAAGGACACAGGAGGGGGCUUUGUGGGGAAGGCUGUCUGGAGGAAAGGGCAGGACCACACAUUUGUAAGGAAAGAGGGCAAUUAGGAGGAAGACUGGCUUCUGUGCCCAGCCUCCGAAACCCCAGUAUCAGUCACUUUCUGCUGUGUCAGACUCUUGAGACACUUUGUCCUGUCUUACAAUCCUGCAGGGAUGCACCUGAGAGACCUGGAGGCAGCAGUAGUUUGUGUUCUGGGUCGUCUCACUGUGGCCUUUGGACAAGUAGAGAAACCUUCUAGGGGGUAAGCAAGGACAUUUAGGGCCUUCUCUGAAUUGUUCCCUGAGCCAGAGUGACAUGGUUCCCAUAGUCAUCCUCUGCUUCCAGGCAGAAGUACCUGGUGUCAGAACAUCUCCCCGAGUCCCACUGGCAUGGGCCAGCCUCCCACUCACCAAACCUGAGCAGCCAAAACAAGUGCCAUUUUGUACUAGUUAUCACAACAGGUCUGGGAAGUCUGUCAGUGCGCUGGUCAUGUGGUUCCCAAGGGAGGGAAGCUCUGGGAAUCUGAGAAUCAUCAGGACACAUCACUCAGCCCACUGUCAGUGCACUCAUCUCCCCACACAUUCCUAGGCGCGCCUUGUCUCCACUGCUGGUCCACCCGAUCUCCAGAUGGACUCAUUUAAAGUUGUUUCCAAAAAUAUCUUGUCACUGUUCUGUUGGGGUCAGGGGGUGGGGAGAAUGCUGGAGGACUUGUACUCAAGGGAGGUCAGAGCAUUGCACAAGUCCAAAUAAAAGGCAAGUGGCAGCAGCACGCUGCCCAAGUGA
This is a messenger RNA of Nannospalax galili (Upper Galilee mountains blind mole rat), 6969 nucleotides long. It is a transcript of the gene Chrnb2, whose product is annotated as cholinergic receptor nicotinic beta 2 subunit. Bases 2857 to 4362 code for a protein of 501 amino acids. Gene Ontology annotation, cellular component: synapse; neuron projection; postsynaptic membrane. NCBI's taxonomy places the organism in Eukaryota, Metazoa, Chordata, Mammalia, Rodentia, Spalacidae. Gene Ontology annotation, biological process: signal transduction; regulation of membrane potential; monoatomic ion transmembrane transport. The transcript has 8 exons. Gene Ontology annotation, molecular function: transmembrane signaling receptor activity; acetylcholine-gated monoatomic cation-selective channel activity. The record is from RefSeq and is a predicted model, not a curated record.